Mastomys coucha (southern multimammate mouse) is the source of this 3300-nucleotide messenger RNA. It is a transcript of the gene Nipal3, whose product is annotated as NIPA like domain containing 3. Gene Ontology annotation, molecular function: magnesium ion transmembrane transporter activity. The record is from RefSeq and is a predicted model, not a curated record. Lineage: Eukaryota; Metazoa; Chordata; Mammalia; Rodentia; Muridae. The transcript is spliced from 13 exons. Bases 976 to 2208 code for a protein of 410 amino acids. Gene Ontology annotation, cellular component: membrane. Gene Ontology annotation, biological process: magnesium ion transport.
GUUCGCGUUGACAAUGCUAGGCAGAACCUGUGGCUGAGAACUCUUAGGGGUUUUGUUUCUGGGGAUUGGUUUGUUUGUUUGUUUGCUGUUUGUUUCGUGUUUGUUUGGUAGUUGUGUCUGUUUGGUUUGUUGUUUGAGUGACUCAUCGAAGGAAUAAGCCCGAGCGUUCCUAUCCAUCCACGCCCUGAGUGUGAGAGCAGGAAGGUUGAUGACACAAUUGCACAAGGGCAACCGUGCAGUAUUCCAAGAGCAUUCGCGUUUCAUCGCAGCCACAGUGCCUAUUCACAGCCCGACUUAAACCCACCAGCGUCUCCUUUAAAUGUAUGGGACAGUCCCCUGUUAUAAAGUGUCUCCCGCUUGGUCCUCAGAUCACAGCUCCUGCCACCCACGCCUCAAGAAGAAAAUCUCGCACCGGCCCAGCUGGUCUUUGGGCAUCUCCCAUAAUACAAUAGGCAGCUCCAUCCCCUCUUAAAUGCUCCCUCCCAGCUCUACCGCCUUUCCAUCGCUGAGAUCUCCCCAAUGUCAUCCCCCCCCACCCCACCCCCGUAAAACCUGUGUGAUCUCAACAUCUCCCCCGGAGGUUGCUGUGAGCCUCUGAACUGAACGGCGACUGCAGGAAAAUGAGCGUGCUGGAAGCUCCAGGCGCAGGUGGAGGUGAGCAGCCAUAACCUGGGGACCAACGCAGCGCCGACUUCUUCCUUUGGCCGCUAGAGGGGACUCCUGCAGAGCUUGGCCAGAGUCAGAAGACAAGCCCUCAGCUUUGGGGAGAGAUACGAGCCGCUUCCUUCUCAGGGAAGCUGAGGAUGCGACAGUAAAUCAACCAAAAGAGACCAGAGGAGUCCUUUGGCUGAGGAAGGGAGCUAGGCGGCUGCUGGAAGGAGGUGAACACCGGGAGACAUGGCUUCCAGUUCACACCCUGCCUAGCAGCAGGUCCACCGCCCAGCCUAGCCCGGCAGGAUGCCCCACUAGACAGCCAUGGACGGAGCCCACAGUGCAGGUCUACAGCUGCAGCCGCUCCCACCCACCAGCAGCGCCACCUCCACCAGCCUGAGCAGCAGCGAAGGCUCCUUCUCCUACAAGGAAAACUUGAUUGGUGCGCUCUUGGCCAUUUUUGGGCAUCUGGUGGUCAGCAUCGCCCUUAACCUGCAGAAAUACUGCCACAUCCGCCUGGCAGGCUCCAAGGACCCCCGAGCCUACUUCAAGACCAAGACAUGGUGGCUGGGGCUGCUCCUGCUGCUGCUGGGGGAGCUGGGCGUGUUCGCCUCCUACGCCUUCGCUCCACUGUCGCUCAUCGUCCCCCUCAGUGCUGUCUCUGUGAUAGCAAGCGCCAUCAUCGGAAUCAUAUUCAUCAAAGAAAAAUGGAAACCUAAGGACUUUGUGAGACGCUACAUCUUGUCCUUUGUUGGCUGCGGUUUGGCGAUCGUGGGCACCUACCUGCUAGUGACAUUUGCACCCAACAGUCAUGAGAAAAUGACAGGCGAGAACAUCGCCAGGCACCUUGUGAGCUGGCCUUUUCUCCUGUACAUGCUGGUGGCAAUCAUCCUGUUCUGUCUGCUGCUAUACUUCUACAAGGAGAAGAACGCCAACAGCAUCGUUGUGAUUCUCCUCCUGGUGGCCCUGCUUGGUUCCAUGACGGUGGUGACGGUCAAGGCUGUAGCAGGCAUGCUGGUGCUGUCCAUCCAAGGCAACCUGCAGCUGGACUACCCCAUCUUCUACGUGAUGUUUGUGUGCAUGGUGGCCACUGCCAUCUACCAGGCCACGUUUCUGAGUCAAGCCUCUCAGAUCUAUGACUCCUCCUUGAUCGCCAGCGUAGGCUACAUCCUGUCCACCACGGUGGCCAUCACAGCAGGUGCGAUCUUCUACCUGGACUUCCUCGGGGAGGAAGCUCUGCACAUCUGUAUGUUUGCGCUGGGGUGUCUCAUCGCCUUCUUGGGCGUGUUCCUAAUCACUCGAAACAGGAAGAAGGCCAUUCCGUUUGAGCCCUAUAUUUCCAUGGAUGCCAUGCCAGGUAUGCAGGACAUGCAUGCAAAAGGGAUGACGGUCCAGCCUGACCUCAAAGCUUCUUUUUCCUACGGAGCCUUGGAAAACAACGACAGCAUUUCCGAGAUCUAUACCCCAGCCACACUGCCCGUCAUGCAGGAGGAGCACAGCUCCAGAAAUACCCCUGGGGUUCCCUACCGCGUCCUGGAGCACACCAAGAAGGAGUGAUCGGCCUCCCUUGGGAUUGUCACUGCCCAACGGCCACCCGUGGUCCCCACCCUUCAUUGCCCAAACUGCCUUUCAAGUAUCCUGGUUUCAAAUGGAGAAGUCUGUGCAAGAUGACCUUGCGAGGCCCCUGUCUCGGGCAGAGAAGCCAUUCAAUGACCUUGGCUUUGGAAAUUUCAAAUAGUGGGGGGAGAAUCCCAGGUAGGCUAUGUGGCCAGUGAAGCUAGCAACUUUACCUCCUUGGCCAGUCAGUGAGCGUCAGGUUACAGUCACAGGCUUCCACACAUUCCUUGGAGUGAAAGGAAGACAGAGUGAGUCUGUUCCCUCUUUGCAAAUCCAGCAAAAGGCUGGAGACGUCCACCACUGGUCCUCCUCUACCCAGCACGUGUGCCUCAGCUCUACCUGGUUCACUCACCAUUCUCUAUCUCUGAGGAUAUUGCUGUCCCUUUAGCCAGGCCCAGCAGGGCCAACCCUGCGUGGAACAAGCUGUUAUUUGCACCUGUUGUUCAUGGGCUUCCCAUCUCCUGGGCCCUUCUGUGAAGACCUGGUGGUGAGUGAUUGCUGGGUCUCUAAGGAAAUCUGGCUUCGUUCCAGUCCUUGGAGAUUAUCCCAUUGCUUCCUCCCUCCCAAAGAAGCCAGGAGAGCAGAGGUAGAGGGGGGCGGGAGCAAGGGGUGGGGGCUGUUUUCAGCCCACUCUGUUUCCAGUUGGUAAGAAAGGCUCCCAUGACUCUCUUGUCCAGUCCUAGAGGAUGCACCUGUAGGGCGAGCAAGCUACUCUUUCUCCUGCACACCUGGCUCCAGGGAAGAUCCACUUCAGUCUCCUCCCCUUGUCCCCCCUCCCCUCCCCUCCCCUCCCGCUAGCUAAGCCCCAGCUGCCGGUUCCCAGCCAGGCUCAGGCAGAGCAGGCAUCUUCACAAAUAGGUCUGCAGCUUUCUUCCUGUCUGUUCCUGUCUGUUCUGCGGGUAGCCUCCCCCUUUCUCUCCCCCACUCCCCAACCAACGCACACACUUGAGAGUAGCUGGCAAAGGCUUGCAGACUUUGAUGGGCAUUAGAAUUCCAGAGGAGUUUGUUUAAAAUAUAAGUUCCUCACUCCAA